Messenger RNA from Tripterygium wilfordii, 1331 nucleotides. RefSeq names its product putative receptor-like protein kinase At1g72540. Lineage: Eukaryota; Viridiplantae; Streptophyta; Magnoliopsida; Celastrales; Celastraceae. The transcript is spliced from 5 exons. The record is from RefSeq and is a predicted model, not a curated record. Gene Ontology annotation, cellular component: plasma membrane. Gene Ontology annotation, biological process: protein phosphorylation. The coding region runs from base 1 to 1029 and encodes 342 amino acids. Gene Ontology annotation, molecular function: ATP binding; protein kinase activity.
AUGAAGUUUUACCAGUUGGCGGUGACCACAAAUGGCUCGUUGCAGUAUGGGUUAACUAUUGAUCCAAAGCUGGAUUACUUGGUGUGGUCUCAUUUCGUGAAGCUUGUGGAAAGGGAGAGUUACAAUGAGUUGCAAUUAUUCACGAAGAAUUUCAAUGAUAAACGCUUGAUCAGUAGUGGAUCGCAUGGGACGGUACACAGGGGAAAGGCUCCAAAGAAACUUGCCAAGUUUCUGGGUUUGGACAGCCGUUACGUGGCUGUGAAGACAAUGAAGGGAGGAGGGGGCAACAUCUAUUUCGAGAGUUACCUGGCGGAAGCCAAAUGGCUUCCUCGCUUAAGACAUCCCAAUAUUGUCCAACUCGUUGGUCAUUGCAUCCAUUGCAUGACUGAAUGGUUCCUUGUCUACAAGUAUGUUGACGGAUGGACCUUGGACCAUCUAAUCCGCCAAAGAAGUCCAGAUUUUACUGGGCAGAGGAUGUUGAGAGUGAUCAAAGGGAUUACCGAGGGAAUGAAUUACCUACACUCUAUUGAGGAUGGUCUGAAUCAGGGCUUGGUGCACGGCGAUCUCAAACCGACAAACAUUAUGGUGAACAAGGAUUUCGAUGCCAUCAUCAUUGACUUUGGAUCGGCAAGGGUUUCCACCGAAGAAGCUAGCCUUGGAACAAAAUAUUUUGUCAAAGAUGAGGACAACGAGAAAGGGUUGAAUGCACAUCCAUUACAUGAUGCGUAUGCCUUCGGCAUGACUAUACUAAGGACCAUUGCUUGGGGCUAUCCUUUGUACGUGGGAGAUGAGCUUCAUAAGCUGGCAGCAAGUGCUGUAGGUGCAAAACCCCAAAGAAGAAAAGGAAAAAGAACAGGUGUUGUGCCUGCGUUGCAUCAUGCCAUGCAUCCUUCCUUGUUAGAAGGAGACGAUGGGUGCUCCGAGGCUACUGCCCGUACACUUACAGAAAUUGGGGUGAACUGCACAAAAGAUUGGGAUUCUCGGGCUUCUAUUGCAUCCGUACGCACACGCAUAGUAGAUCUGGUGUAGUACCAUAUAUAGUUUUUCCAUAGAUAAGUUUCCUGGAUUUCCUUAAUUUCUGUCUUUUGUGUCCCAUCCUUUUUUGCUGGUGAUCGAUAUUGGCCCAGGAGGUCAGGAUAUAUACCCGUACUCUUCUUCUACUGCUGAACAGUUUCAAAACAUGGAGAUUUUUGUGUCUGUUAAUAUCUCGAUCGAUCCACUUCUCAAAAUGUAAGACAAAUUCGAUUGUGUUCGAUUGAGCUCAUGUAAGUAAGUCAUGAACUCAUGAUCACCUAGCUAGUCUCUACUAUUGUUUUUACGAAGAUAUACAC